Messenger RNA from Medicago truncatula (barrel medic), 1677 nucleotides. Its product is annotated as cytochrome P450 71D11. Bases 54 to 1580 code for a protein of 508 amino acids. Lineage: Eukaryota; Viridiplantae; Streptophyta; Magnoliopsida; Fabales; Fabaceae. The transcript is spliced from 2 exons. The record is from RefSeq and is a predicted model, not a curated record. Gene Ontology annotation, molecular function: monooxygenase activity; heme binding; iron ion binding.
UAUAAACAGAAAGUGGUAGCACAUGACACAUAAUACAACUUUCUUUCUUUUCCAUGGCUCUACUAGUCAUCUACUUGUCAUAUAUUUUCUCCUUUGUCCUCUUAGCCCUUAUUCUACAAAAAGUAGAAAAGAAGUUCAAGAACACAGACUCAACUUUUAACCUCCCUAAAGGGCCUAUAAAGCUACCUAUUAUAGGAAAUUUACACAAUCUGUUAAGUUCUCAACCACAUAAAAAACUAAGAGAUUUGGCUAGAAAAUAUGGACCCUUGAUGCAUCUUCAACUUGGAGAGAUUUCCAUGAUUGUAAUUUCAUCACCUGAUUGUGCUAGGGAGGUGAUGAAAACUCAUGAUAUUAACUUUGCAAUAAGGCCUAAAGUCCUAGCUUCAGAUUUAAUUUCUUAUAAUUCCACAGGCAUAAUUUCAUCUCCUUAUGGUAAUUAUUGGAGACAGCUAAGAAAAAUUUGUGCCUCGGAGCUUUUGAGCCUAAAACGCGUCAACUCAUACCAGCCAAUUAGAGAAGAAGAGUUCUCCAAUCUUGUCAAAUGGAUAACUUCAAAGAAAGGAUCAUCCAUCAACCUCACUCAAGCUGUACUUUCUUCAAUAUACACUAUUCUUUCAAAAUCUGCAUUUGGCAAGAAGUGCAACGACCAAGACAAAUUUAUAUCAGCAGUAAAAGAGUUAAUAAAGAUUGCAGCAGGUUUUGACUUAGAAGACUUGUUUCCUUCGAUUACUUGGCUGCAUUAUUUCACUGGUUUAAGGCCUACCCUUGAGAGGGUGCAUCGACAGGUUGAUCAGAUAAUGGAAAACAUCAUCAGUGAGCACAAGGAGGCCAAGUCAAAAGCCAACUAUGACCAAGGUGAAUCAGAUGAAGAUAUAGUAGAUGUUCUCAUAAAAUACGAAGACGGAAACAACAAAGAAUUUUUUUUAACUAAAGACAAUAUCAAGGCCAUAAUCCUGGACAUUUUUGGUGCUGGAGGUGAGACAUCAGCAAGCACCAUAGAUUGGGCAAUGGUAGAAAUGAUAAGGGAUCCAAGAAUAAUGAAGAAAGUGCAAGAUGAGGUGAGAGAGGUUUUCAAAAUGAAAGGAAGGGUUGAUGAAAAUUGCAUCAACGAGCUCCAUUAUUUGAAAUCAAUCGUCAAAGAAACCUUGAGGUUACACACUCCGGUGCCUCUUUUGCUACCAAGAGAGUGUGGUCAAGCAUGUGAGAUACAUGGUUAUCACAUACCAUUUAAGACUAAGGUGGUCGUCAAUGCAUGGGCAAUCGCGAGAGAUCCAAACUACUGGACUGAACCAGAGAAAUUUUAUCCAGAGAGAUUCAUGGGAAACACUAUUGACUAUAAAGGGAGUGAUUUUGAGUACAUUCCUUUUGGUGCGGGACGAAGAAUAUGCCCAGGAAGCAUAUUUGGUUUGAGAAAUGUUGAGUUGACCCUUGCAACAUUGUUGUUUUAUUUUGAUUGGAAGCUUCCGAGUGGAAUUAGAAGUGAAGAAUUGGAUAUGACCGAGGAAUUUGGAGUCGCAGUGAGAAGAAAAGAUGAUCUUUUAUUGUUGCCUUUUGUUUGUCAUCCUUUGCCUGUCAUGUGAGCUUAACUAGAAGAUACUGUUAGUAGACCUCCUAUUGAUAAUGUGUAUGUUAAACGCAUGCCCGAGUUCAUGUAAUUGUGUGUUUAAAUCGAAUAAG